AUGGCUGCCUCCACCAUGUCUGUCUGCUCUGACGCUUGCACCAACUCCUCCUGGCAGGUGGACGACUGCCCAGAGAGCUGCUGUGAGCCUAGCUGCUGUGCCCCCAGCUGCUGCCAGUCCAGCUGCUGUGCCCCCAGCUGCUGUGCCCCAGCCCCCUGCUUGACCCUCAUCUGUACCCCAGUUAGCUGUGGGUCCGGCCCCUGCUGCCAAUCUGCCUGCAGCAGCUGUUGCACACCCUCAUGCUGCCAGCCCCCAUGCUGUGUGCCUGUCUGCUGCAAGCCAGUCUGCUGUGUCUCCAUCUGCUCUGACUGCCAGCCAGCCUGUUGCACCUGCUCCCCCUGCCAGCCAUCCUGCUGUGUGCCUGUCUGCUGCAAACCUAUCUGCUGUGAGCCUGUCUGCUGUGAGCCUGUCUGCUGUGAGCCUGUCUGCUGUGAGCCGGUCUGCUGUGAGCCCGUCUGCUGUGAGCCGGUAUGCUGA
Messenger RNA from Chionomys nivalis (European snow vole), 477 nucleotides. RefSeq names its product keratin-associated protein 10-8-like. Bases 1 to 477 code for a protein of 158 amino acids. The transcript has a single exon. Gene Ontology annotation, cellular component: keratin filament. NCBI's taxonomy places the organism in Eukaryota, Metazoa, Chordata, Mammalia, Rodentia, Cricetidae. The record is from RefSeq and is a predicted model, not a curated record.